Messenger RNA from Necator americanus (New World hookworm), 231 nucleotides. RefSeq lists its product as uncharacterized. The transcript is spliced from 3 exons. The record is from RefSeq and is a predicted model, not a curated record. NCBI's taxonomy places the organism in Eukaryota, Metazoa, Nematoda, Chromadorea, Rhabditida, Ancylostomatidae. The coding region runs from base 1 to 231 and encodes 76 amino acids.
AUGGCGCCCACACUAACAAGAGCAAGGUCGCUGCAAGCGAAUCUUUUCUUGGAUUCGCUCUCUUUUAAAUAUAAUACAUAUGUAUAUUAUAUUAUCAUAGAAGAAUUUGUUGAGGUACAACUCACCAUCCACGAAACAUUAGAAACAAGCAUCUAUACAUCGAUUCCGAAGAAUUUAUUCAUUCAGAUAAGUCUAAUUCUUUUUGCUGUAACAGAUCGCUCGUUAAAGUGA